Pezoporus occidentalis (night parrot) is the source of this 1526-nucleotide messenger RNA. It is a transcript of the gene VSTM2A, whose product is annotated as V-set and transmembrane domain containing 2A. The transcript has 5 exons. NCBI's taxonomy places the organism in Eukaryota, Metazoa, Chordata, Aves, Psittaciformes, Psittacidae. Bases 588 to 1298 code for a protein of 236 amino acids. Gene Ontology annotation, cellular component: membrane. The record is from RefSeq and is a predicted model, not a curated record.
CAGAGCAGGUAGAGAAGUGUAGGGAACAGAGAGAGAGGGAAGGGUUAAAGGCAUUAUCGCAGCCAUUAGAGGGAAAAGUUGAAGCAGUACAAGCACAGUAGAGUUCUCUCUCUUCCCCCCUCCCCCCUUCUCUCCCCCACUCCCCUCUUCUCGAGCUGUAUCAGUGUGUAGGGAGGGCAGUCAUCACGCCAUCCUGAGCAGCAAGAGCUGACGUUGGCCGAAGCUGCCAGGUAGCUGAAAAAAGGCACAGAAGGCAGCUGAUACCCACUUUUCAACGGUUUGGGUUUUUUUGUGUGUUUUUUUUUUUUUUUUUUUAGUCUGAAUCUGGACUUCAAGCAACACAGCGCCUGAGACGGCUCAUCUGAACCACACUAUAUUGCAAUACUCCCUCUUCCCAAAGAAAAAGACUCCACUGAGUAGCAGAAUGCUGCCAGUGUUGCAGCUAGGGCUACAAUACAGAGCUUUUUUGUAACAUCUCUCUGUUCACGUAUUUAGAGAUACAUACACACACUCAUAUAUCAAUUCUUCCUUUUUUGAGGGCACCUUUGGCUUUUAUUACCCUGAUGUGACUUCUUCUUCGUCUUGGAAUGAUGGGGAUCUUUCUAGCUUAUGUUGGAUUCAUUUUCUUUUCAGUUAUGUAUAUUCAACAAGGACUUUCUACCCAAGCAAAAUUCACUGAGUUUCCCCGAAAUGUCACUGCCACUGAAGGGCAGAAUGUGGAGAUGUCUUGUGCUUUCCAAAGUGGCUCCGCUUCAGUGUACCUUGAAAUUCAGUGGUGGUUUCUGAGGGCGGCUGAGGACCAAGAGGCUGGAGCUGAGGUGACAGGCACUCAGGUGGAGCUCCUGCCCGAGCGGGACCUGGACAGCGACGGCACCAAGAUCAGCACAGUGAAAGUACAAGGGAAUGACAUCUCCCACAAGCUUCAGAUUUCAAAAGUGAGGAAAAAGGAUGAAGGCUUGUAUGAGUGCAGGGUGACCGAUGCCAACUAUGGAGACCUUCAGGAAUACAAGGCCCAGGCGUUUCUCAAAGUCAAUGCUAACAGCCACUCUCGGCGAAUGCAAGCCUUUGAGGCAUCUCCAAUGUGGUUGCAAGACAUGAAACCUCGCAAAAACAUCUCAGCAGCUGUUCCAAGUAGCAUCCAUAACUCUGCCAAUCAGCGUGUGCGUGCCACCUCCAGCCCUGAAGCAGCAGCCAAAAUUCCCAAACAAAGUCCACAAUCAGGUGCGAGGAUAGCUACAAGCCAUGGACUUUCUGUCCUGCUUCUUGUUUGUGGCUUUGUGAAGGGUGCUUUGCUUUAAUCUAAAAGUGCUGACUUUUUCCAAUAUCACUUUCUCUUCUUAAAGCAAAGAGCAAAUCGCCUGUAAAAUCCAUGGAGCGGACAGCAAAGUUGACCCUAACCUCCAACCACCACUCUGCACCCAAUGUACUCUAAAUCUCUACACAAGGAGCACCUUCUUCAGGAAGUACAAACAAAAUUACUAAAUAAAUAAAAUAAAUAAAUAUUAUAAAAAGAAGAGGAUACCACA